Budorcas taxicolor (takin) is the source of this 4121-nucleotide messenger RNA. RefSeq names its product inhibitor of nuclear factor kappa B kinase subunit beta (gene IKBKB). Gene Ontology annotation, cellular component: IkappaB kinase complex; cytoplasm. The coding region runs from base 107 to 2503 and encodes 798 amino acids. The record is from RefSeq and is a predicted model, not a curated record. The transcript is spliced from 22 exons. Gene Ontology annotation, molecular function: ATP binding; IkappaB kinase activity. NCBI's taxonomy places the organism in Eukaryota, Metazoa, Chordata, Mammalia, Artiodactyla, Bovidae. Gene Ontology annotation, biological process: positive regulation of transcription by RNA polymerase II; tumor necrosis factor-mediated signaling pathway; peptidyl-serine phosphorylation.
AAGUGUUUGAGGAAGUGGCGCCUGUCUCGCGGCUCUGAGGGCCCCGCGCGUUCAUGUCUUCGGGGCGGCGCCCGCGCCCCGCCGCCAGCGUUAGCAGGACUUCAGUAUGAGCUGGUCACCUUCCCUGCCAACCCAGACAUGUGGGGCCUGGGAAAUGAAAGAGCGGCUUGGGACAGGGGGAUUUGGGAACGUCAUCCGAUGGCACAAUCAGGAGACGGGCGAGCAGAUCGCCAUCAAGCAGUGCCGGCAGGAGCUCAGUCCCCGGAACCGCGAGCGCUGGUGCCUGGAGAUCCAGAUCAUGAGGAGGCUGAACCAUCCCAACGUGGUGGCUGCCCGGGACGUCCCUGAAGGCAUGCAGAGCCUGGCUCCCAAUGACCUGCCCCUGCUGGCGAUGGAGUACUGUCAGGGCGGGGACCUGCGCAAGUACCUGAACCAGUUUGAGAACUGCUGUGGCCUGCGGGAAGGAGCCAUCCUCACCUUGCUGAGCGACAUUGCCUCUGCACUUCGGUACCUUCAUGAGAACAGAAUCAUCCAUCGGGAUCUGAAGCCAGAAAACAUUGUCCUGCAGCAAGGGGAGCAGAGAUUAAUACACAAAAUUAUUGACCUGGGAUAUGCCAAGGAGCUGGACCAGGGCAGCCUCUGCACGUCCUUCGUGGGGACCCUGCAGUACCUGGCCCCCGAGCUGCUGGAGCAGCAGAAGUACACGGUGACGGUGGACUACUGGAGCUUCGGCACCUUGGCCUUCGAGUGCAUCACUGGCUUCCGGCCGUUCCUGCCCAACUGGCAGCCGGUGCAGUGGCACUCCAAAGUCCGGCAGAAGAGCGAGAUGGACAUCGUGGUGAGCGAGGACCUGAACGGGGCCGUGAAGUUCUCCAGCUCGCUGCCGCACCCCAACAACCUCAACAGCGUCCUGGCCCAGCGGCUGGAGAAGUGGCUGCAGCUAAUGCUGAUGUGGCACCCGCGCCAGAGGGGCACCGACCCCGUCUACGGGCCCAACGGCUGCUUCAAGGCCCUGGACGACAUCUUGAACUUGAAGCUGCUUCAUGUCCUGAACAUGGUCACGGGCACCCUGCACACCUACCCCGUGACCGAGGACGAGAGCCUGCAGAGCCUGAAGACCCGCAUCCGCCAGGACACAGGCAUCCUCGAGGAGGACCAGGAGCUGCUGCAGGAGGCGGGGCUGGCCCUGAUCCCCGACAAGCCCGCGGCCCAGUGCCUCUCAGAUGGCAAGCUGAAUGAGGGCCGCACGCUGGACAUGGACCUCGUUUUCCUCUUUGACAACAGCAGGGUCACCUAUGAAAGCCAGGUCUCCCCACAGCCCCAGCCUGAAAGCGUCAGCUGCAUCUUGCAAGAGCCCAAGAGGAACCUCCCGUUCUUCCAGCUGCGGAAGGUGUGGGGCCAAGUCUGGCACAGCAUCCAGGCCCUGAAGGAAGACUGCAGCCGCCUGCAGCAGGGCCAGCGUGCGGCCAUGAUGAAUCUUCUGCGGAACAAUAGCUGUCUGUCCAAGAUGAAGAACUCCAUGGCCUCCAUGUCUCAGCAGCUCAAGGCCAAGCUGGACUUCUUUAAAACCAGCAUCCAGAUUGACCUGGAGAAGUACAGGGAGCAGACAGAGUUUGGGAUCACGUCGGACAAGCUGCUGCUAGCCUGGAGGGAGAUGGAGCAGGCCGUGGAGCUCUGCGGACGGGAGAACGAGGUAAAGCACUUGGUGGAGCGGAUGAUGGCUCUGCAGACGGACAUCGUGGACCUGCAGCGCAGCCCCAUGGGCCGGAAGCAGGGCGGGACGCUGGACGACCUAGAAGAGCAGGCGCGGGAGCUUUACCGCAGGCUGAGGGAGAAACCGAGAGACCAGCGGACUGAUGGUGACAGUCAGGAAAUGGUGCGGCUGCUCCUCCAGGCAAUCCAAGGCUUUGAGAAGAAAGUGCGAGUGAUUUACACGCAGCUCAGUAAGACCGUGGUCUGCAAGCAGAAGGCCCUGGAGCUGCUGCCCAAGGUGGAGGAGGUGGUCAGCCUGAUGAGCGAGGACGAGAAGACGGUGGUGCGGCUGCAGGAGAAACGGCAGAAGGAGCUCUGGAACCUCCUGAAGAUCGCGUGUAGCAAGGUCCGGGGUCCCGUCAGCGGGAGCCCGGACAGCAUGAACGCCUCCCGCCUGAGUCACCCCAGCCAGCUGAUGUCGCAGCCCUGCGCGGCUCCUGACGGCUUGCCCGAGGCCGCCGAGAAGAGUGAAGACCUGGUGGCUGAAGCUCACACCCUGUGCACCCAGCUGGAGAACGCCCUGCAGGACACCAUGAAGGAGCAGGACCAGAGUUUGAGGUGCCAUCCUGCUGUUUGGGGCUUUCCGUGUCUCCUCCUUGGUGCUCUUCCUCCUUUGGGCCCUGUAUGUUUCGACCCUUGCACUGCCUAUUUGCUUCUGCCAGAGGGAAAGGAAGUCUGGCCAGGUGGUUCCACCUGGUUAGCCUGGAGCUGGAGAGUUAAGACGAGCCCUGGGCACCUGGGCGUUCAGUGAGCAUAGGUCAGUGCUGUGAGCUGCAGGAAUCACACUUAAAUCGCCUGGCCAGAGUCUCAGGGGCUCCACGCCCUUCUGAAGAUAAGCUCCUACACGGUCUUGAAGACAUAGCUCCAGCUCUGGGGUCCCUUGCAGAAACUCGACUGUCAAUGAAAGGCUCUAGCCUUCCUUCUAAAUCGUGCUGGUUGCCUCCCAAAGAAGAAAACCAGGUACCUGGGUGGCCGCAGGGUUGUUAAUGAGCCCGUUGACUUUCAGUCUCUAGACUGGAGCUGGUUGCAGUCGGAGGAGGAGGAACAGCAGGGCCUGGAGCGGGCCUCGUGACGGUGGGCGGCCCUGGCCCCAGUGGGCCGCCUUGCCCAAGGCCCCAGCGUCAUCGCGCCCGGCGUCCUUGGCACCCAGACAGAGAUCGCGCUCCUCCAGCAGCCAUGACGGUCGCUGUGGACCGAAGGCGUGGCCCUCCAUGGGCACAGCCAGCAGCUCGUCCGCUCGCUGGAUUUCCUCUGCUGCAGAGGCCCAGUGGACGUGGAUGCCGGGGGGCGGCGUGUAGGAGAUGUCUCCGGGGCUGCCACUGCCCCUGCGAGGGGAGAGGAGUGCUCCAGGCUCAGUGGCCACACCUGACUGACUCCCAGGACGAAGUCUGAGCGGCGCUCGGUGCCAGCUGUCUCCUCCUGACCCCUCCUGCUCUCCAGAGGAGAUCUGUCUGCGUAGCUCAAGUUUCUGGAUUCGGCUUCUCUUGAGCAGACCUCCAAACCCCGGAUCCUGCCCUGUCCCAUCCUCCUUUCUCCUCUGAUCUCACUGCUGCUAACGUUUGUCCUUCCACCUGCGAUCUGCAGCCAGGCUGUGGUCCUUCCAGCCAGCGUGACUGGAGCCAGGAGGGAAAAGCAUCUCCCUUCCUGCGGGUCCCAAAGAGUCCCUGGGAGCGAGCUGCCUUGGAGAAGAAGGAAAGACGGAAAGGAUGUCUGUCACCCACGAGCCUGCUGACCCCCUGUGCCCACAGCCCUGCCCCGUGUGCGGCCGUGGAGGGGGCGGGGGAGGUCCUGCCCCUCAUAUCCUCUUGCGGUAUUAUUUAGUGAAUGUAUUUAAAAAACAGAUUCUCUAUUUUGCAACAUGACUCAGAUCCCACUGUCUAUUUUUAUAAUACCUCUGGUUAGGACUUAACAAACUCAAAAACCCAACUGCAAUGGAACGUUUGAUGAAAUUGAACGGUGCCAGGGCCCGCGCUGCCUCUCUGCUGUCUCACAGAAGCUUCUCUGUGUAACAGAGGGACAGCACGGUGAGCUCGGAUGAUCCCAGGCAGGCAAGUUUGGUUGGAGAAGAAAGCCGGACGAGAAGAGUUUCACAGAGUGCCUUCCGUGGAGGCGGUUCUGUGGGUUCCAUGUACAGGAAGUUUGGGCAACAACGGUUCAUGCUUUAAGUGCCUCUUAGAAAUUCACAUUGUGCACUGGUGUACUGAAGGAUGGAAAGUCCCGUGAUAAUGAAGUGAAGUGAAGUGAAGUCCCUCAUUCGUGUCUUUGCGACCCCAUGGACUAGUACGCUCCUCCGUCCAUGGGAUUUUCCAGGCAAGAGUACUGGAGUGGGUUGCCAUUUCCUUCUCCCGUGAUAAUAAACUGGUUUAAUU